CAAAUAUGGAACAGAUGGGGAAAUAAGUGGAGUCCAAUAUUUAACAGUUGGGAAGUCACCGUUUGCAAUCAUAACACCUCUGCAAAGUAAUCCUAUCUCUCCUUUUGCACUUUUAGCUUCUUCUUAUCUCAGGGCAUGUUCUUUUCACGGCUCUGAAAGGGAAGUUGGGUUUGUAAGAGAAAGAAAGAAAUGCAAAGAGUAAGGGUAUCAUCACAUCAAGCUCCAGUGCAAAGGCUGGGGGGUUCACAAAUGACAUUGUCCCCAAAGUUUAGGUUAGCUGCAAAGCAAUCUGAUCCUUCAUUUGAGUUAGAACUGCAGUUAAAGGGAGAACCCCUAAUUCCUAGACUUCCAGAUGAUGUUGCUCUCAAUUGCCUCCUCAGGAUACCCGUCGAUAACCACAUGGCCUGUAGGACCGUCUGUAAGCGAUGGUAUUCACUCUUUGCCACUAAAGAUAGAUUCUUUUGUCGAAGGAAGGAGCUUGGAUUUCAUGAUCCUUGGCUUUUUGUCUUUGCCUUUCAUAAAAGUAGUGGCAAAAUUCAGUGGAAAGUUUUUGAUCUAAACAACUUUGCUUGGCAUACUAUCCCUGCGAUGCCGUGCAAGGAGGAGAAAGUGUGUCCCCAUGGAUUCAGGUGUAUAUGCAUUCCCCAUGAGGGUGUUCUCUAUGUUUGUGGUGGAGUAGCCUCUGAUGUUGAUUGUCCCCUUAAUUUGGUGGUUAAAUAUGAAGUCCGGAAAAACCGUUGGACUGUUAUGAAGAAGAUGAUCACAGCUAGGUCCUUUUUUGCCAGUGGAGUUAUUGAUGGGAUGAUUUAUGUUGCUGGAGGAAACAGCACAGAUCUUGUUGAGUUGGAGUCUGCUGAAGUCUUGGAUCCUAUUAAAGGGAUUUGGUACCCUGUUGCAAAUAUGGGAACUAACAUGGCCUCAUACGACUCUGCAGUUGUUAAUGGAAAGCUUCUAGUAACAGAAGGUUGGUUUUGGCCUUUUUCUUUUGUGCCUAGGGGCCAGAUUUAUGACCCUAAAACGGAUAAUUGGGAGAACAUGGCUUCUGGACUUCGAGAAGGUUGGACUGGUUCUAGUGUUGUGCUAUACGGCAGAUUGUUUGUAGUUUCGGAACACGAACGGACAAAACUUAAGGUUUACAAUGCAGAAACUGAUUCCUGGGACACUGUUGAAGGACUUCCACUGCCAGAGCAGAUAUGUAAACCUUUCUGUGUAGAUUGCUGUGACAACCGGAUUGCUGUCGUAGGCCGAAAUCUUCAUGUUGCUGUAGGACAUAUCACGAGCCAAGGCUGCUCAUUCGUUGUUUACUGGCAAGUGGUAGAUGCUCCUGAAUCCCUCUCUGACUUCACGCCGUCUAGUGCACAGGUUCUAUUUGCUUAGUUUUCUUUGCAACUACACGGGAUUGCCAAAACUGUGCGUGGAAUACCUAAUAUAUUAUCUUAUGUAUUUCCAACAAGGUAGGGGUAAGAUUUGCGUACAUCCUACCCUCCCCAGACCCCACUUGUGGGACUACACUGGGUGUGUUGUUGUUGUAUCAAGGUCCAUAUACUCUUUCUGCUGUAUUUAGCUCUAAUAUAGUAAAUCCCUUUACCAUUUAGCUUUCCUGAUUCUUAUCAUGUACUUCUUGAUCAAUGCUAUUUCACUGAGGAACGUAACUA
Lycium ferocissimum is the source of this 1655-nucleotide messenger RNA. Its product is annotated as F-box/kelch-repeat protein At1g30090. The coding region runs from base 190 to 1377 and encodes 395 amino acids. Gene Ontology annotation, molecular function: protein binding. The record is from RefSeq and is a predicted model, not a curated record. NCBI's taxonomy places the organism in Eukaryota, Viridiplantae, Streptophyta, Magnoliopsida, Solanales, Solanaceae. The transcript has 2 exons.